Messenger RNA from Vitis riparia (riverbank grape), 1669 nucleotides. RefSeq names its product protein FLX-like 2. Lineage: Eukaryota; Viridiplantae; Streptophyta; Magnoliopsida; Vitales; Vitaceae. The transcript has 5 exons. The record is from RefSeq and is a predicted model, not a curated record. Bases 163 to 1425 code for a protein of 420 amino acids.
ACACCCUCCCAACAGCGAAAGAUUAUCUGUGUCAAAGGUGGUACCUUGCCAUUGGAAUUUUCAACCAACAGGAGUGCUAGUGAACUUUGUUCCAUAUGUCACAUCAGAUGAAGAGGAGUUGGUUGGUUGAACAUUGCAUCCGGUCAAAACUAGCAACUUAAGAUGGGAAGCAAAGGUCGAAUCCCACCUCAUCUAAGACGCCCUCUUCCAGGUCCUGGAUUAAUGCAUCCUGAUUCAUUUGUUCCUGGAAUUCGCCCUCCACAUGGUGUAUUUUCUCCUUUUGAUAUGUUGCCUCCGCCGGAAGUUAUGGAACAGAAGCUUGCUGCACAACAUGUGGACAUGCAGAGACUCGCUAAUGAGAACCAGAGGCUUGCUGCUACACAUGGAACCUUGAGGCAAGAACUUGCUGCGGCACAACAUGAAUUGCAAAUGUUACAGGCUCAAAUUGGAGUUAUGAAGUCUGAGAGAGAACAGCGGAUGAGGAGUCUUACAGAUAAGAUUGCCAAGAUGGAAGCUGAACUAAAGGCAGCAGAGCCUGUGAAGUUAGAAUUGCAGCAGGCACGAGCAGAUGCCCAGAGUUUGGUCGCAGCAAGGCAGGAGCUUAUUUCUAAAGUUCAACAACUGACUCAGGAUCUACAGAGAUCCCACUCAGAUGUGCAGCAGAUUCCUGCUCUGAUGGCAGAAUUAGAGAGUCUAAGACAGGAAUACCAGCACUGCAGGGCCACCUAUGACUAUGAAAAGAAGUUAUACAAUGAUCACCUUGAGUCACUUCAGGUGAUGGAGAAGAACUACAUGACCAUGGCUAGGGAGGUGGAAAAGCUUCGUGCAGAGUUAACUAAUACAGCUAAUAUGGACAGAAGAACUGGUGGUCCAUAUGGUGGCCCUACAGGGUACAAUGAGGGUGAGGCUUCUGGGCAUCAUCCUAUUGGACACAAUGCUUAUGAAGAUGGCUAUGGUGUUCCUCAGGGACGUGCCCCCCUCCCUGGUGCCACAGGUGGUGGUGUUGCUGCUGCAGGUGGUGGUGGUGGUGGUGGUACUCCUGCUUAUGCUGGACCUCAAUCUGGCCCUGCUGCUAGCAGACCUGGUUAUGAUGGACCUAGAGGACCCGGCUAUGAUGCACCUAGAGGACCUGGCUAUGAUGCACCAAGAGGACCUGGUUAUGAUCCACAGAGAGGGCCUGGUUAUGAUGCUCAAAAGGGGCCUGGUUAUGAUGCACAGAGAGGGCCAGCUUAUGAUGGGCAGAGAGGACCGGUUUAUGAUGCACCCAGGGGCACUAACUAUGAUGCACCUACCAGAGCUGCCCCUGGCCCCCAUGGACAGGUGCCAUCCGGAAAUAAUGUUCCUUAUGGGUCUGCAACACCACCUGCACGUUCAGGAGGUGGGUAUGAGGCAGCACCACGAGGUGGAAACCCUGUUAGGAGAUGAGCAGGAGAUUUUUCAAUGCUUGUUAUUUGAUCAAUGGACAUAUCCUUCAUUCUCUUUUGUAUUUUUCCCCUCUAGCAAGGCCCUACAUACAAAAUCUUUCUUAUGAUUAUGGAAAUGUUGCUAUGAACAAUAUACAUUUACAAUGUAACAUGUGAGUGAAAGAAGUACAUGGUUGAAGGGAGCAUGAGCAGUUGAAGUAUGAAGGAAGCCAUCCUUGCAUAGCAUCUUCCACCUUUCUUAAUCA